UGAGUAUGUUUAUGUUUCAAACGUGUGGUAGUAGAUAGCGGUACAUAUAUAAGCAGUUGAACACUGUACAAUACAUUAGGAGUUGAAUUUCUAUUGUAGAUUGUAUUGUAAUACAGAAUAUAUUGUUACACAAUGUCUGUUGCAACGAAAGGUAUCUUUAUUGUAGCUGCAAAACGUACCCCAUUUGGUACAAUGGGUGGUGUAUUUUCCAAUAAAAGCGCAACUGAUCUAUCAGUUGUUGCUGCCAAAUCUGCUUUGCAAUCUGCAAAGCUAAAUCCUGAUAAAAUAGAUAGUGUUGUUUUUGGGCAUGUAUUAGCUGUAUCAUCUGCUGAUGGAGGAUUUUUAGCACGUCAUGUUGCAUUGAAGUCUGGUAUACCUUUAGAAAAACCAGCAUUUUCUGUAAAUAGAUUAUGUGGUUCUGGAUUUCAGUCAAUUGUUAAUGGUGCACAGGAUAUUUUAACAGGGCAAUCUAAGAUAGUUUUAACAGGAGGAACAGACAAUAUGAGUCAAAUUCCCUUUGUUGUAAGAAAUGUUCGGUUUGGUACAACUCUAGGGCAAAAAUAUGAGUUUGAGGAUGCUUUAUGGCUUGGACUAUUUGAUACUUAUUGCAAUUUACCUAUGGGUAUAACUGCAGAAAAGCUUGGAGCUCAAUAUAACUUAAACAGACAAGAGGUAGAUGAAUUUGCUUUAAGAAGUCAGCAAUUAUGGAAAGCUGCCAAUGAUGCUGGUCGUUUUAAGGAGGAACUUGCACCUGUUACAAUCACUGUGAAAAAGCAAAAUGUUGUCGUUAGUACUGAUGAACAUCCACGACCUCAAACAACUUCUCAAAGUUUAGCCGCAUUACCUCCUGUUUUUCAGAAAGAUGGUUUAGUUACAGCAGGAUCUGCAUCUGGUGUUUGCGAUGGUGCAGGAGCAAUUAUUUUAGCUAGCGAAGAGGCUGUUAAGACAGAGCAACUUACACCAUUAGCACGUUUGAUAGGAUACAGCAUUGUAGGUGUAGAACCCAGUAUUAUGGGAAUUGGUCCAGCUCCGGCUAUCAAACAACUUCUUAAAGUUACUGAUAAAAAUUUGAAUGAUGUUGAACUUGUUGAGAUUAAUGAAGCAUUUGGAGCUCAAACAUUGGCAUGUGCUAGAGAGUUAGAUCUAGAUAUUAAUAAAUUAAAUGUGGAUGGUGGAGCUAUUGCUCUUGGACAUCCAUUAGCUGCAUCUGGUAGUAGAAUUACUGCACAUUUAAUACAUGAAUUAAGGAGACGAAAAAGUGGAAAAUUAGGAAUUGGUUCUGCUUGCAUUGGUGGAGGUCAAGGAAUAGCUGUGAUGGUAGAAGCAUUAUAAUCAUAUUACACAUUAUAUAGUUAUAAAUGGUGAUAUGAAACACGGAUUACGAUUAUCGAGACAUAUAUAUAUAUAUUAUAAAAUGUAUGUUUAUGCAUAUAUUUAUUUUUUAUAUUUUAUAUACAUUACAAAGUUAUUGAAAGAUCGUUGAAUCUAUAUUUUUAUACUAAUAUUGAUCGCAUGGUUAGAAGAAUUUCAUAUUUAAAAUUCUACCAUGUUUACUAAUGUCUGAAUAAACAUUUAAAAUAUUU
Messenger RNA from Bombus impatiens (common eastern bumble bee), 1583 nucleotides. It is a transcript of the gene yip2, whose product is annotated as 3-ketoacyl-CoA thiolase, mitochondrial. The record is from RefSeq and is a predicted model, not a curated record. Lineage: Eukaryota; Metazoa; Arthropoda; Insecta; Hymenoptera; Apidae. Bases 133 to 1332 code for a protein of 399 amino acids. Gene Ontology annotation, molecular function: acetyl-CoA C-acetyltransferase activity. The transcript has 8 exons. Gene Ontology annotation, biological process: fatty acid beta-oxidation.